AUGUCGAAUAUCGCCUUCAAAGCACAGCAGGAGCUCAACUCUCACCACAAGAAACGUGGCACAGAGAGGAAAAGCCUGUCCGCCGAUGAAUCCGGCGUCAAUCAACGCGUCGAGAAGGAUUUUCCCGGAUCAGAGGUGCGAUACGGGAUGUCGGUGACUGGCGGCGGAGGCGCUCGCAGGAAGAUCCCUCCGGAAGAGGGUGGAGAGUACGAUGCUCGCGGGAGAAUGACCGAAGCGCGACAUUUCGAAGGCCCUGACGGCCCGGAGGAAAAGCUGCGACUCGAGGGACGUCUCCCCAGAACGAAGAAGUGA
Messenger RNA from Rasamsonia emersonii CBS 393.64, 312 nucleotides. RefSeq lists its product as uncharacterized. NCBI's taxonomy places the organism in Eukaryota, Fungi, Ascomycota, Eurotiomycetes, Eurotiales, Trichocomaceae. The record is from RefSeq and is a predicted model, not a curated record. Bases 1 to 312 code for a protein of 103 amino acids. The transcript has 3 exons.